Chelmon rostratus (copperband butterflyfish) is the source of this 1960-nucleotide messenger RNA. It is a transcript of the gene cln3, whose product is annotated as CLN3 lysosomal/endosomal transmembrane protein, battenin. Gene Ontology annotation, biological process: regulation of intracellular pH; lysosome organization. The coding region runs from base 195 to 1553 and encodes 452 amino acids. NCBI's taxonomy places the organism in Eukaryota, Metazoa, Chordata, Actinopteri, Chaetodontiformes, Chaetodontidae. The record is from RefSeq and is a predicted model, not a curated record. Gene Ontology annotation, cellular component: lysosome; membrane. The transcript has 15 exons.
AUUGAGCAGAAAUAUGAGCUAAAGCAGUGGGGCGUACAGCUCGUCGUCAGGGGUGAACUUGCCGUCUGUGGUUGUGGAAGCUUGUGUAGCUAGUUAGCGCUCAGUGUACGAUGUCUCCUGAGUAUUUUAACGGUUUUAAGUGUUAGCCCGGUCCGUUCGGUUUUAUUUAUUUUCUCCUGCGCUCCUAUGUAAACAUGGAGCAGGCAGCCAGCGUCAACGCGGAUCCUGUUCAACGCUCUGACAGUAAUGGUUGUUGCACACAAUGGCGCAACUGGGCUGGAUUUUGGCUCCUUGGAUUGUGCAACAACUUUGCUUAUGUGGUCAUGCUGAGCGCAGCCCAUGACAUCCUCAAAAAACAAGAGUCCGGAAACACCACAGCACCUACUUCAGCCACAUCGGCUGUGGAUUUCCAAGGUGGGAACAGUAGCAACAGCAGCCGCUAUGACUGCAAUCCUGUCUCUACUGCGGCUGUGCUGUUAGCUGACAUCCUCCCAACACUCAUCAUCAAGCUGUUUGCUCCCUUUGUGAUCCACAAACUGCCUUAUGGUAUCCGAGUGUUGUUCUGCGCCAUCAUGGCAGCAGCAAGUUUCCUCCUUGUGUCAUUCUCCUCAGCUGUGUGGAUGAGCAUUCUCGGAGUGAUCUUUGCCAGUGUCAGCUCUGGACUGGGAGAACUGUCCUUCCUCUCUCUCACUGUCUUCUUCAGCAGGGACGUACUUGGAGGCUGGGGCUCAGGUACAGGCGGUGCAGGUGUUGCUGGAGCCCUCCUCUACUCGGGCCUCACCCAAAUCGGCCUGUCGCCCCAGAUUACACUUCUCAUCAUGCUGGUGGUCCCGUUUGCUAUGUUGAUCAGCUAUUUCCUGCUGCUGCUUCCUCCACCUUCAUUACCUCAGUGGAAAAGCAGGGAGCCAGAAUACGCAGCUGUGAGCUCAGAGGAGAGACGGCGGCUGGUGGAUGGAACAGAAGAAGAGGAGCAGGAGAAGUCAACCCCAGGCCAUGUUCUCAUGUUCCCCCUGAAUGUGACAGAGGACAGGACCACUGGACCUCUUACCUUCACAGAGAAACUGUGCAUCAUCAAAGGCUUGCUGAGGUUUGUGUUUCCCCUGGGCCUUGUCUACUUUGCUGAGUACUUCAUCAACCAGGGCUUAAUGGAACUUCUGUAUUUCCCCAACUUUUUCCUGUCCCAUGCAGAGCAGUAUCGCUGGUACCAGACGCUGUAUCAGGUUGGUGUGUUGGUGUCUCGAUCCUCGCUGUGCUGUGUGAAGAUCAGGAAGCUGUGGGCUCUCUCUUUGCUACAGGUGGUGAACGCAGUGCUGCUCCUGUUCGCAGUGCGUUACCAGUUCAUGCCCAGUGCCUGGCUGGUGUUUACUAUUGUCCUCUAUGAGGGUCUUCUGGGUGGAGCUGCGUAUGUCAACACCUUCUACUUCAUCAGCAAGGAGACUGAAGACAGACAGAGGGAGUUUGCCAUGGCUGCUGCCAGCGUAGGAGACAGUCUGGGCAUAGCGCUGGCUGGACUCACUGCCUUCCCCGUCCACAGAUACUUUUGUUCCCUAUGACCCAGCCCACACACUGACCGGCAGGAUGAAUAAGCAAGACGUGGGUGUGUUCCAUUUGAGGGAUUUUUUUUUUUAAAUAGAAAUGUGUUAGAGACUGACAAAAGCAGACUUUACUCCUACAUAAAAAUAUUGAUUCCACAUACUGAAUUCAAUACGGAUUCACCACCAGUGACUCAUCCAGGGCAAAGUGGACUCUCUUACUAACUUAUCCUUUUCACCAACUUCCACUGUUCACCUGCCUUUUGGGAUACACACCCCGACCAUGCUGUGAGCGACUUAACUUCCUUAACUUAAAGGUGCAAUAUGUAAUAUGUGAGAAUUUUUGCUUCAAACUCUCAAAAAAAAAAAAAAAUUAUCAACAGAGUGUGAGGAAAUAACAGAUUUGAUGCUAUGUCCAAAACAUUCUA